AUGGCGUCCAGCCGGGUGGUGGAGAGGGAGGUCCGGGAGGAGCCGAGGCGCGCAGCCUGCACCGCAAACAUCGACUUCUGCCCGCAUAAGUACUCCGUGCUCAUCAUCGUCGGACGCACCACUCACCUCGGACACACACAGGCUCACAUCAGCAGGGAGAUUCAGCGAGGAAUCCGGUCCUGGGACAUUGACUUCAAAUCCUGUAACCUGAACCACCAUCUCCAAGAGUUCCUGUCCCAUCACACGGCGUCAUUCAAGGGUGCAGGUCAGAAGUGUCUGCGCCACGGCACCAAAGCGUUGGACACUCAGGUGCUGAUCAGUCCGUCUCAGGAGCAGGUUCAUUCAGAGGUGUUUGCUCUGCUGUCGAGGGACUCGGCUCAGAAGCUCUUGAUCCUCUGUGGACAGAGCGUGGAGGACAGUGGAGACCUGCUGUUUCACAGAGGACUGUUUUCACCAAGCCAGCUGAAACAAAUACUGACAGAGCAGUUCCUCGAUGAAGAGAGCUCUGCCUCCUCCUCCUCUAAGCUCAGCCUGACCCUCAGCUGUCCCAACAUCGGCGAGUGGAGGAAUACUCUGUUGGGGAACCAGCCUCAGCAGCGUCCGUUCACGCUCCACAUCAAUCCCCCAGAGGUGCUGCCUGCCAUGGAGGCCCUGGGGGACUUCACCUCCCUCAUCUCCGGCACCCUUUGCCCUCCGUCCACCUUCGACCUCCUGCCUCCUCCCAUCACUGUUGGUUUCCUCAAGCUGUCCCGUCCCUGCUGCUACGUCUUUCCCGCCGGCAGAGGCGACUGCGCCUUCUUCGCCGUCAACGGCUUCACGGUGCUGUUGGACGGCGGCUCGGACACUCAGGCCUGCUUCUGGAAGCUGGUCCGCCACCUGGACCGCGUCGAUGCUGUUUUGUUGACGCACAUCGGGACAGAGAACCUGCCGGGGGUCAACUCCUUCCUGGAGAGGAAGGUGGCCGAGCUGGAGCUGGUUUCGGAUGUCAAAGCAGAGGACUCGUCCAAGAGGCUGAUCUCCCCAGAGCUUGGAGUCGUGUUCUUUAACGCCCCCAGCAGGCUGCAGCUGGAGCAGCAGCCUUGUGUGGACAAUGUAUUGAAGAGCACGCAGGAGGCGGCCAUAACCGUACAGUUAUUAAAGAAGUUAGACAUCAGACCACAACCAAUGUUUCGACCACAGGGAGUCCCCAUCGAGCCCCUGACCCUGUUCCAGAAGAUGGGAGUGGGACAACUGGACUUGUACCUCCUCAGUCCUGGUAAAAACAGCCAGGAGUACCAGACAUUCAUGCAGAACUGGCCUGACUCCUCGUCCGCAUCCAAAUCUCAAGCUCUCCCUCUCCCGGCCCUGGCCUCGGUGUCCGCUCUGCUUGUGUGGCACCCUGCGUGCCCUCAAGAGAAGGUGGUGAGGAUGCUGUUCCCCGGUGCUACGCCCCAGGCGAAGCUGCUACAGGGGCUGGAGAAGCUGAAGGGCCUGGCCUUCCUCCGAAAACCAACUGUGACCACCGGGGACCUGGAGAGGCUGGGUGAAGACGGAAAGACCAAGAGGACGGACAGCCAGGAUAGUGGCAAGUCACCAGGGAAGGAUACAACAUCAAAACAUGUCAAAGAGGUGUUGGUGAAGGAAAAGGGAAAAGGUUUAAAUGGAGUUGGUGCAAGAGAUGCUGAUAAAACAAAAAUCAAAGAGGCGGCUGUAAAGCAAAAAGCAGUAACAUCAGAGAAGAAUAUGUCAAAGAGAGCAGGAGGGAGGGAUGGGAAAAAAGAGGAGAAGACUGGCAAUAAAGACGAGUAUGGCAUAACGAAGCAUGAUCCGGUGAAAAAGGAAAGUGUCCCUUCCAAACCAAAGAAUGAAAAUAUAACUAAGCUCAAAAAGGAAGCAAAAAACGACUCUAAAACAGGAGCGAAGAAAACGAGAAAACCAGCAGGGAAGGAGGCAAACGACGGCAAGAAGACACAUGUAAACACUGAACUGCCGAAUAACAACUCAACAAAGCCCAAUGCUGGGACUGGGUCAGACAUCCCAGAGCCGGAGAUCCCUCCCACUGAGCAGCAGAAUCCAAAAGCGGAGUCAGAACCUGAAGAGAAACCCUACGGCUCCAAAACGUCAACCCCCGAGGACAUGACUGCCGAUUUUCUCAAGCUGCAGGAGGAGAGAGUGGAGGAAGCGAAGCAGAGAAGCAGCGAGUCAGGAAAUGAAAAGAGCCUGGGAGGUCUGAGCAAAGAGACGAGUAAGGAAGCUGAAGAAGAAGAAGCAGCAGGUGGCACAGGGACAGUGGGAGGAGAGGGUGGUGAUAGUGAAGUGAAAGCUGGUGCAGACUUGCAGAGAGGUUCUGGAAACGCUGCCAAACCUGCAAAAGUUGUUGGAUUUCCAUCCCCCCUGAACAACCCGCCAAAUAACCAACACGAAGUCCAGUUAGACCUAACUCCCACUGAGUACACUCUCCUGGACGGCGCUUUGAAACACAGCCCCCCCUCCCGAUCCUCUCCGGAGAACCAGGCCCCCGCCAGCCUUGAUGAGGAGACUGUGGAGACGGACUCCCCGGACUCCCGGCCCAACAGCGCGGGCCACACUCCGUACGGCCUCUCCCCGGACGACGUGUGGUGCAACAGUGCCCCUCUCAGCAGGUUACAGGCCCAGAUUGGAAACUCAGAGUCCGGUGAUGUCCACCUGCAGAGUGGAUCGUCCAGACAAAGUGAGGGGCAGCCAUCCCAGAACAAAACCCCUCCUGAGAGCCACACAAACCCCAGGGAGAAGCAUCUCAGUUUCCUGUCGUUGGGGACUUUUAAAGACGGACCUUCAGACCCGUCUGCCUCUGUGGCCACCACCACCACCACCACCACCACCACACACUCCAUGCCAGCAGAGGUGAGCUCCCCUCAGUCCACAGAAGUAGAUGAGUCACUGUCCAUGUCGUUUGAGCAGGGACCAGGCUAUGUGAGCCAGAGAGAGGGGGAUGACAGCAUUCAUCACUCCCACUCCAACGGAGCCCAUUUCGCCGGGAUGUCUUUACCAAUGAAGAAGCCGCCCAGAUCUUUAGGUCAAGGUUCAGAGAUGGGGCGACCUCCGGCCCCUGGCACGCUUCAUUUUGAGUCUUCACCUCAUGAAGUGGAUCUUUGUCUGGUUUCUCCCUGUGAGUUCAAGCAUUUCAAACAUCCUGACUCCAGCUCGGCCACCAGCGAACCGUCUAGAGGAGCCUUCUCGUGGCAUCAUCACGGCAGCAACAACAACAACCCAAAGGACGCGUCACCCAGCGAAUCGAACACCCCCGUUUGUACAGAGGACUGCCCGUCCACCACGGCCGAUGGAGCCCUGGACUCAGACGAGGACGAGUCGUGUAGUGAGCCGACGAACUCCCCACACGACCACUGCGCCAGGCAGGCUCUGCCCUGCGACCCUCCUCCUGCCGCGCUCAGGGACAGUCCUCCUCUGCCUCCGCACCCUGACACCUCCAUGCCUGUUCCUCAGUCUGACCCUGACGCCCACGGGAAGAGAGCGAAAGCCGGCAGCAUGCGAGGGAAGAAGACGCCAGGGGUUGUCGAGGGUCCCCAGAGAUCCGCCUCGGGGAAAAGCCGGACAGGAAUUCAAAGUGGAGUCACCAAAGGGAACACCUCUUCCACUCGUACGCCUUCGUCCAGCCCCCGCGCAGCACCAGCAAAAUCCUCCUCCAGUCCCGGCUCAAAGGCUCCCUCUGUCGGAGAAGCCAGCGUGUACGUGGACCUGGCGUACAUCCCCUCUGGAGCCUCCUCGCCAACCGUCACCGUGGAUUUCUUCAGGUGUGUCCGCUCCUCCUGCUACAUCAUCAGCGGCGACAAUCAGGAGAGGGAGGAGCUGAUGAGGCAAACACUGGAUGCUCUGCUGGAUGGAAAGGCGUCCUGGUCUGACACUGUACAGGUGACGGUGAUCCCGACCUUUGAGUCGGUGCCGAUGCAGGAGUGGUACCAGCACACCCAGGACAGACAGAAAGAGCUGGGCAUCACCGUGCUGGGAUCCAACAGCACUGUGGCCAUGCAGGACGAGACCUUCCCCGCCUGCAAGAUCGAGUUCUGAGGCUCGCUGUGAGGCGCAGAGGUGGAGGGUGAAUAUGAGCUAAAGGGAAUCAAAAGAGUUUUGUAGAAAUGGAGAUAAGGGAGAUAUAAAGGAAAUUUAAGGCUCUGUACUGCAUGAGAACAAUAGGUAAGAUCCUCCCCAUCCCCUCUGUGGGCUUCUUCUGCAUUAAGAGCCCUUACUUCUCUUCGUCCAUGGAGAACACACGUCCCUGUAGAGAGAACUGCAUGAUGUUAUUGACCGAUGACCCUGUGCCCAACAGGAGAGGAAACCACACUGACUGUAAGACGAGCUGCAAACAUGCAGCUCCACAAAAGCUGAGGAUGUAUUAGUCAAAGUUAUUAGCAAACACAAGGUCAGAGGCACUGUGGGAUAGUUGAUUGAGUGAGAGCAGCCUAAGAUGUGUUUCUGGGCCCAGUUCAGUUCUACCAGUUCACCUGUGAGAAAUUCAACGGUUGUUUUUCGCUUAUCUUCAUUCAAGAGCCUGAUGUUUCAGUUUAAAAUCAGGACGUAAUGAUUUCACAUUGAGAAUUUGUUAAACUUUUACUCAAAACCUUGCGCCCGCAUUCAAAUAGCUUAGCUUUGCUCUGCUUACGCUCAGAUUUCCCGCGCUCACUCUGCAUCUGUGCACGUGUGAAACGUUUGCUCUCUGGUGGUAAUUGAGCACGAGCAUAGGGUCUUAAGUGAAACAUCUUAAAAUCUGAAAGUGCAAUAAAUAAGUCCUGUUUUCAAUCGAAAGACCACGGUCCUGAAUAACCACAGUACAAGAAAGUUAAAAAAAAAACAGCUCCAGAUUUUCCCUAAGGACAGGAGUGUGCAAACUUUGUGAAAAUAUUUCUUGCUUUCUAUUUAUUUUAUUCACUAAAAUUCACAGCGUCCAGGUGAUUGUUGUGAGCAAACAGGUGAAUUGUGCUGUGUGUCGUACCUGCUUUCAGAGGAAUUGUGCCGCCGAGCAAACAAGACGUUGUGGUGUCCGCUGCCAGUAAGCGAUCAUCGCCCACUGAGCCUGAGAUUAAUGAACCUCAGUGGGCAAAGACAAAUCUGUCAGCAGGGAUUAGAAUACCGGAUUUAAUUCAGCAGCAUUACAAAAGUAAUCUUAUUAAUUUAUGGCUCCGUAAUUGUAAUCCAUAACAUGUGCUGAUAAAAAAUGCUAACAAGGAAUCAUACUACAAAUGCUUCUGUAGAGUCAUGUGUUGACUUUUUAUCUUAUAUUCAGAAAACGUUAAAACUAUUGACAUGUAAUGUAUUUUAAUCGUGAAUGUGAUGGACAUGAUCAAAGUCGUCAAUUAAGUAGGGUGUCGACUAACUUGCACAGUGUAAAAUCAAGGGUGAGUCGAUCAAGUCAAUGUAAAUGAGAGAUUUCCAAAAUGUUCUCUGUAAAUAAAGAAUAAAUAAAACGAAUGUUGUAUAUAAUACAAUUGGAGGCAAAAUAAUCCUGGACAUUGAAAAUUAAAUAAAUAAAAAGUAUAAAGUAUAAACCUUCCCAAUAAAGUUUCCUGAAAUACAUUUUGGAAUUUGGUGCCACAUUUCCUAUUAAUUACAAUCCUAUUAACGUUAAAUCUGUGUACAGGAAAGUACACAGGAGAGUUUUUUUUUUAAUAAUAAAUAAAUGAUAAAUCCCUUUUUACUUGGGUUUAAAUGAUGGACUUCCUCAAUGGAAAUAAAAAGCAGUUGAAAUGCUCUCACAUCACUAGUUUCCCUGUAAUUCAGACCCUAUUUCACAGAUUUAGACUCAGUGUAUGUUAAAUACAAUCACAAGUGAGUAACUGCAAAUAUCUAAUGUAAUUUAUUACAUUUUAACCACGUGGAUUUCCUUCUUCACUCCUCCAUGGACGUCACAUGUUGAGAUGUGUAAGAUUCGCAGGUUAAAGCUCUGUUGCUGAUUGACCUUUAAAACGAUGAAGUUGACACCGAGAGACACAGAGAUUCUUCAAAACCAAAGCACGAGAACAAAACGAUACCACCGAGCAUUCUCCUCUUAGUGUGAACGCUGCACGAAAAAAUAUAAUUUUCAAUACCUCUAAAUUGUCCUCAAAAUAUUUUCUAAUUAUAAAUAAUGCACUUUUUAUCAUUGUUGUUUAUCCGCGAGAAGAAUGCAACUAGUUUCUAUUUAGUGCAAUCAAUUUCCUAUUUCACCACUUUCUCAAAUAAUGUGUAUGGAAUUACACUUUUCACACACGCUGUCCGACUCAGAUUCAUCACAACUGUUACGAUUCCCUGCAAACCUCACACACACACACACAAACACACACACACACACACACACACACACACACACACACACCCACACACUUGCCACAUUCACCGACUGACCGGGAUCAUGGGGUUGAACCAGAUCUGUAACCGUUACUCGAACCCCAGAGUAGCCAAGUGAAUUGUAACUGUAUGUACAUGUAUGUGUCCCGCAUGUGCAAAAGUUGUGUAUGUAUACUUGUGUUGUUUCAUUCAUGAUAUUCAUGAAGACAGAGAGCAAAGCACUGUGGGUUAGCAGAGGCAGAGGAGAGUGUUUUGGCAGAAAAACUGGAUGGGAUGAAGAUUGAGAAGCUGUCACUUUGUAAUUGU
This is a messenger RNA of Pleuronectes platessa (European plaice), 6603 nucleotides long. RefSeq names its product microtubule-associated protein 1S. Gene Ontology annotation, biological process: axonogenesis; dendrite development; microtubule cytoskeleton organization. Gene Ontology annotation, cellular component: neuronal cell body; cytosol; microtubule. The record is from RefSeq and is a predicted model, not a curated record. Lineage: Eukaryota; Metazoa; Chordata; Actinopteri; Pleuronectiformes; Pleuronectidae. The transcript is spliced from 10 exons. Gene Ontology annotation, molecular function: microtubule binding; actin binding. Bases 1 to 4044 code for a protein of 1347 amino acids.